AUUUUCAAUGCCAACAGUGCGCGGUUUCCGCUUUUUAGACGAUGACUGACUAUAAAAGGACUCUUAAAACUUGUGCGUCUCAAACAAGAGCUCUUCUGACGAUUUUGAAGGAGGAAAUCUUGAAGAUGGCCAAGUUGGUGAUUGUGUUGUUGGCGGCGGCGGUGCUGGUGGCGUCAGUGGUGGCGCAGGACGAGGACGACGUGUCUGCCGCAGCGGCCGACGUUGAACUGCGUCGGCCGGUGCGUCGCUUAUGGCUUAUACGUCUAACGCCCCGUCCGCCCCGCCUUCCGCGGCCGAAUCUUCCUGGCGACAUCCCCGACCCAGGUGGAUGGUCUACGCAGUAGAUGAUUUCAGCAAUUUUUCACUCAUUUGUUGCAAAAGUCAUUUAAUAAAUUUGAAAUUUUGGUAUACAAAAAGAUAAAUGUUUUAAAUGUUUUUUUUUUCAAUUUUAUAAAAUAUUCAGUGCCGAGAUAAAAUCAAAUUUAUCAAAUUAAUUAUGUGUGCCGAGAUAUUGAAAUAAAUUUUAUCAAAAAGAGCAUUUUUAUCUGUUUUUAAAAUUUUAAAAGGAAAUAGUCUAAAAAAAUCUAAAUUUAAAAGACUGGAACGUAUUUUCAACGUAUGCCCUUGAAAAAUAGAGGAACAAGCGUGAUUUGGGAAUGGCAAAUCACGUUAAUAGAAAAAUUAUCUGGACACCAAAAUUGAAGUAUCUAAUUGCAAUAUCAGGGUAACUUUUUGGUGUCAUCAAUAUUCGGCCGAGAAAUUUUGUCAUCAUAAAUUUUUGUCCACUGCACACAAAAAUUGUUCUUGUUCAUUUUAUAGCUUAUUGUUAAUGAAAUAUUUAAAACUUUUCA
Molecule: messenger RNA, 851 nt
Organism: Neocloeon triangulifer
Lineage: Eukaryota; Metazoa; Arthropoda; Insecta; Ephemeroptera; Baetidae
Exons: 3
Coding region: 42-344 (100 amino acids)
Source: RefSeq, a predicted model, not a curated record